Molecule: messenger RNA, 951 nt
Organism: Grosmannia clavigera kw1407
Lineage: Eukaryota; Fungi; Ascomycota; Sordariomycetes; Ophiostomatales; Ophiostomataceae
Exons: 3
Coding region: 1-951 (316 amino acids)
Source: RefSeq, a predicted model, not a curated record
AUGGGACACGUCGAGGCUGGCGUGGCCAUCGCCAUGCCGCAGUCCCUCUUUGACGGCAACGAGGAGGACGACCGGGACAACAACACGGGGCUGGCGCUGGCCGCCUGCUACACCCUUCUCCGAUUUACCACGGACGGCACAGGGAACGACCAUACGACAGGGGGCGCCUGGUUCAAACCAGCACCGGAAGGUACUACACAGAUUCUCUUAUACUCUGUUGAGGACUGGAACCGGGCCUACGUGGCCCUGCGGUCCUACAUUGACCGGAGAGUGGGGCACCAAGUGUUAUUCCCUACCGUGACACCAAAGCUGGCUGUUACGCCGGUGGCAUUCCUCCGGAUCAGAGACGCCGAGGGCAUUAUCUCGAGCGAGAAGGGUGCCCGGCUGCACGCAAAUGAAGAGGCCGUGGCCGAGGCCGAGGCCGACGACAUCAUUGCGGACAACAUGGGCAACGAGCUUGCUCUGAUGUCCGAGGCUACGAACCUGCUAAAGCACCUGCAGGCACAGCACCGACUGGACGGCACCGUGCCGCGCGAUCCGAUGGACAUGGGCACUCUGGAGGAAGUCCGCCUCGUGGCCCAGGCCAUCGCGGACGGACAAGUCCCGGCCGCCGCCGCCGACGACAACGGUGAUCGCACGAACUCGGAAGAAACAUCGGCCUUCCUGGACGCGCUGAACACCAAGGCCGCCAUCUCUGGCACGAUCCAGGAGAGCGCGACCGUCCACGACGCCGCCGCCAGCGAGGGCAGAAGUGCUGCUGCUGCAGCGGCCGGCGGGGCCGCCAACGCCCGCGAAAAGCGGGAGGAUCUGGCACGCAGCGUGUCGCGGGUGCUAAACGAGAGCGAGUCGGCCGAGGCAUGCUCGCUAACAGACGCACUCGCCAUGGCCGAGAUGCCACCCUUCGACCCGGCCCAACCAGAGCGGCUAAAGUGGUCGACGCCGGCACACUAG